Lepidothrix coronata (blue-crowned manakin) is the source of this 6221-nucleotide messenger RNA. RefSeq names its product cadherin like and PC-esterase domain containing 1 (gene CPED1). NCBI's taxonomy places the organism in Eukaryota, Metazoa, Chordata, Aves, Passeriformes, Pipridae. The record is from RefSeq and is a predicted model, not a curated record. The transcript is spliced from 23 exons. Bases 349 to 3465 code for a protein of 1038 amino acids.
UGUAUGUGCGUGUGCCUGCCUCCUGAGUGUGUGAGACGAGCUGGGAUCAUGAGCCAGGGUUGUUACAAGUGGUUUUAAUCAGCAGUCCAUUAGAGGAGAACGGAAAACUUCAAACAGAUUAAGAACCAAGUUGUUCCAGUAGCCCCGUGGGAAGGUGCUCCCCAAGCCUCUGCUCCUCUGGAACCCGUGACUUCUUGCCUGACACCAGGAAAACAGCAGCAGAAAUGGGAAAACUCAUGCUAGUUUUGGGUAAAGUGUACCUUUAACUUUUUUUACUGUGGCAAGACGUGGCUACUUGGACUGCAUCUGGAAUGUGGCAAAGGUUGAAGUGAGGACGGCAAAGAGGCCAUGGUUUGUGGGCAAGUCCCCAGGUGCCGCAGGCUUUGUCGCCCUCGUCCCUUUCUUCUGGCCACAGUGGUGGCCAUCUGUCUGUUCUGCCAGACCCUGACUCCUCUCAUGACCAGCAGCAUCCUUUCAGCAGUUGUUAAUGGAAUUACAUCCAACAAACUGACCAAAACACAGCAAGGAAGGUACAAGGAGGUCUCUCCAAGCACCACUAACUGCUUUCUCCCUGGCAGUAACUCACAGACACUGAAAAAGAUCGAUGAUUCCAUUCUCCAAUACUUUGGAAGCCACAUGAGAAGAGCAGUUUUAUAUGCACCUCCUGCCCACCGUGAGACCGACCGUCAGCUCUGUCAGCGCAUCCUGGAAAAACACAGAUAUACAGUCACAGUCCUUGAAAACAGGAGACUAGUGGAAAACCCCAGGCAUGAGGGCCCUUAUCACAGUGGUAUAAACCCUUGGGAUCUUUUGAUCUGCUUAUCUUCCAGAAAAAAUGCUGGUACUGGCUGCAUUCAAACAGAAGACUUUCAUAAUCUAGAGUUGUUCCAGAAGGUAAACCUACUUCCAGAAAUCCAGCAUUUCCUUUGCAGAAAAGAGGGAUUAUGCCAGAUAACAAAAGCCUUUUCAGACCUGCAACUCCCAGUAGUCACCCCAGAGUGUUCUGGCCAGCCUGGACCAUCAAGGGCCAGCACCACAAGCAAUGUGUCCCAGGGCAGCAAAAGCACUGACAAGACACGUACCUCUCAUCUGCAGCACCAGUGGAAGCAGCACAUGAGUGCAGAGAUGAAUCAAGUAUCGGCUUCAUCAGAGCACAAGGACAUCCUUAAAGCUCAAGACCUUUCUGUCAUCAUCAAAGCAUAUGUGCUUGUGACAUCCUUAACACCUCUGCGGGCAUUCAUUCAUUCAACCACCAGUGUCUGGCAUCCACCCAAGAAGAAGCAUUUUACCAUAAAGCUGCAAAGAUUUUUUGACAUAUUCUUCAAAAACAGUUCUCCCCAGCAAGCCUUGAACAACAUGAAGGAGGCUAUAAGCAAACUUCUACUUAUAACUGAGGUCUUCAGUGAAUCAUCUGCCUCAGGACCAAAUUCUUUCAACCAAUGCAGCCAGUGUUUUCAAAUGCUAACCUUUGACAUUGGAUUCGGCAUGUCAAUAUACCCAGUAGUUCUUGAGGUGCAUGAAAACUUUGACUUUCAAGAUGAGGACGAAUCAACUAUUCAGGACCAAACUUUCAAAGAACUUAUUUUUGAAGAUACUUUUAAAUUUCUCUUAUCUAAUGCAUCCUCAACAUCCAUUUUCAUUGAAGCCUUGCAAAAAAUAUAUGGAUCAACUGUGAGCAAGGACGGAAAGUACCACAGAGAAGAUGAGCAAUGUUUCUCUUUAAAAGAGAUAAAUUCAAUGAUUACUUUCAUAAAGGAGCUGAAGAGUCUUGGACAGUUUGAGCUGCUUUUCCCUUCUGCUGCACCCAAGAUUCAAACGUUACUGCGCGACCUUUAUCGCAUGGUAGACCCAAUGAGGCGGCUUGGUUCAGUCCUGACUAUGCAUUGGCUGCUUUCCAGUUUACUUGAACAAUUCCAGUUCAUGACUAAAGAGGCACAUACAAAUAUUUCAGAAUGGCUAUCUUCUCAAGGAAAUAGGAGUCCUAAGCAGAAUGUUCCUUCUGACUCCAAGAAGAGUCAUAAAGCAUUGCAUUAUUCAAGUAAGACUGAAGAAAGGCAAUGCAGUCAUGAUAAAGAUACCCUAUCUCAUAUCAGGCAGAUCUUCACCAGUCCACAGCUGGACUUGAAUCCUCAGUUUAACCCAAAGAUCAAAGAAUACUAUGCAGAAGUCCCAUUCGACAUGGUGACAGUGAAGAUAGGAGCAGAACCCUCUAACUGUCAAUGCCAAGUACACCUUGACGACAAGAAAGGACCAAGCAGUGCUAACUACCCCCUUGGCCUUGGAUUGAACAAAGUCAUCAUUCUCGUAACAGAUGAUUCGCAGCCCAGCCCUCCGGUUGUGAGCAGCUACAAAGUAACAAUUUAUCGAGAGGACCGUCCCAGUCUGCCUUUGUUUGAUGACUACAUGAUGUGUGGGUUUGUGCAGGACUGUGGUUCCAAAAUUCACCCAGAGGAGUCCUGUGGCUUGCAGCCUCUGUCUCAUGAAUACCUCUCAGCAAUUUCACAGACAGUGUUUAAGACCUGUGAAGCUGGAGACACAAAAGGGCAGUGGAUUGUUCCUUGCCUCAGCUGCUCUGACAACAGGACCUGUGACUGGAGAGAAAUAACGUGGCAGCCCCAUGGCUGCCAAUACUCUGUGCUAGCCAAACCCGAGCUCCAGCGCUGUGUGGAGGGCAGAAGGAUUCUUUUUAUAGGUGACUCAACUAACAGAGGGAUGAUGUACUAUCUAAUAGAAAGAGUGAAUAAGACUCUUCAGGAAUGGCAAAAGACUCAUGAUGUUAAAUGUUAUCAUAAUAUCAAUGAGGGGAAAACAUUUAUCAGUUACUCCUACUACCCCCAGUUCUGGAUGAAUGCAAACCAGAGACGGAGUUUUGAAAAAGCACUGGAACAGCUGCUGCAGAGGUCACGUCCCCUGGAGAACACAGACCAGACUGUAUUAAUUGUAGGUGGUGUUCAGUGGCUUAAUUCCAAUCACCUGCAAAUUAUCCAAAAGGUGUUGAGCAGGGAAAAUCUAUCAAAUAUCCUGGUAAUUAUCAAAUCCAUAGGCAUGGGCUUUCACCUCCCGGUGGAUGGAAUACAUUCUCUAUCACAAGCACAAAUACAAAACCUGUGGAAUGAAAACUUGAUUAUUCUGGAUACAGCAAAAAAUUUGGGCUACGAAGUGGUUGACACCUUUGUCAUCACCAUGGGACGUUACAAGGAAUUCCUGCAAGGGAAGUGUGGUUGCCAUUUCCAUGAGGUGGUGAAAUCCAAUCCCUCUGAAGAACAGCCACACAUAACAAUGACGUUAUCAAGGCACUAUACACUGGGGAAAUAUUUCGGUGGUCAAAGCAAACCAUCACAACUGCAGGAUUAUGCAACAAAUUCUCACUCCCCAUAUCAUGUCCGAGGUCCAAUAAAUCAAGUAUAUUCUGAAAUCCUUCUCAGCAGGCUCUGUGCAAGUAAGAGGGAGCUUGUCAGCACAUAGUCUCUCUUGGAUAUAGUGCUGGUACUAGAGAAAUACCACUACGGGAGUGACAAUUGAAGGAUGAUUGAGAAUUUUGACAUGCUUCCUUGACUGACUGAACAUACACACAGAGUUUGGGACAUGUGGUAUUUUUUCAAAAACAUUAUGAAAUUGAGAUAUGCCCUGGUGACUCUGUUGUGUCAAAAUGGAAGGUGGAGAGAAGAGAGGAAGUUACUUGAACUGUUGCCAAAGACUAGAACAGCUGUAGCUCAAGCAACUGUGUAUUUAUGAUAGUAAAGAGAGAGAAAUAUAUUUACUUGAACAUUUGGAAAGGACUGCUUCAGUUCUUCAGCACUAUAUAGUUUUCUAUUUAUAGAGACACUGUAAUAUUUGAAUGUAUUUAGAAACUGACUACAUUCCAUUUUAAAGAGUUUUAUUUUAUAUGGAUAGAUUCCCCCUGAAUAUCAAACCUUUUCUCGUUAUACACUUGGUUUAUACAACUGAAAAUGUCUAUUAGCAUUUUACUGAUGAUGCCAAGUUUGAACUCUAGUGUUUUUAGUGAAAACACACCUCUUCUUUAUAUCUUAGAUGGAAGAGAUAUCUAUCUAUUUUUUUGCAUGUUCUAAAGCUAAUAGAUAGAUUCCUUACACUUGAGAAUGAGUUUCAAUGUAACAUGUAAAUAUAGCGAAUUUGUUAACAUAACUUUAUUUAUGGUUGCAGUUUAGGAGAGUGCCCAUAUGCAAGAAGAACACUUAGAUAAGUGCUUCAGUGUCUACCUUGGCCUGUGAGCCAAGCAAGUAUUCUUCCCACAUGGAAGUGCUGCUUCUUUCAUGAUUUUCAUAAAAUACUUGCCCAUGUGUGAAGCCAAUACCACAAACAUAAGAAAAAUCCCCUUUUCAAGCACACAUAAAAACUUCAGGAUCUGGUUAUUAAUAGGUCAUGAGGAGCGUGCGAUGCAAUGGCAGCAGGAGAUUUACUGCCAGCAUCCCAUGCUUGGCAGGGACAAGACCUUUUGUGAAUGCUAGUUUCAGUUCAGACCUUCUCUGAACUGCAGCUUCAUGCUGGAGCCCAGAUAUAUCAGCAAUGUUUGCAGACCUUCUGUGAGGGAAACCCCAGGGAGACGCUGUCUGCUGGUCCCCUGCCAUGAGUGUUGGCAGCCCACUCAUUCACAGUUAUGGUGCCAUGAUGGGAAACCAAGCACAGUCCAGGUUUAACAGCUGAGUGACAGGUUAAUGGCAACCUAUAAGACUGUUGUCCCUACAAAUUAUCCAGUUAUGUAUUUUCAUUAAUCCAGUCAUGCAGCAGGCAAUUAAGGCACUGCUCUCUCCCACUAUCGUUACAGAAAGGAGUCUGAACCAGGUAAGUGCAGGUCUAAGAAAAGAUCUACUGAGUCUGUGUCAUGCUUUCCCUUCACAGUUUUACAUAUAAUCCUCCAUUAGCUUCUAAUUUGGGAAAGGAAGCCUCAAAGCAUGUCACAGAAUAAACAAAUUAUAGCAAGGAAUCAUCAUCUUAUUUACCUUAGUAGUGCUAGUAGAAGUAGGGCUAACAGUUCAUGACACAACAUUUGGGGUUUGCCAAAGAUCCUUAAACUCAACAAUCUGUAUGCCCAGCUAUAGUUUUAUGAAUUCAUGCUCCUUUAGGUGAGAUAUGUAGGGAUGCAAUGAGAAAUUGUUAUGCAGUAUGGAGUUUGGCUUCCUAGGUAAUAGAAAUAUCCUCAAAAAGAGGAUCUGGCACAUCUAGUUUAGGAGACCUUCCACUAUGCUGAAAAAGCUCCUAACUUAGACAAUUACUCACAUUUUGUGAGAUGGUGUGAUUAUCUCUGUUUCUGUAUAAUAUGCUGCUGAUUGCUUACAGUAAAUGUCUCCAAAUUUCUGUGUAAGGUUUUCCCUGGUGUGGAGCUUCGCUUGAAAGAUGGGUCAGGAGCUGUGCAUAAAUACAGAAAAAACAGCAUUUGUUUUUUGAGCAAUAUGAUUAUCUAAAGAAUAUUGUAUGCAAAUGAUAUAAUAUAUUCUCUUGGGUCUGGAAUUCCAGAGAUUCACAGCCUUAAAGCUGAAAGAUAUAAUAUCAUGUCAUUAUUAAUAGGCGAUGCAAAAUACAGCCAGAUGUCUUCAGUAUUAAGAUGAUCAAUAAUAGGUGUAUUACAAUUCUGCUUCUGUUAAUAUAUGGAGGUUUUUUGGUAGCUCAUUUAAAUCCACAUGCUGUUACUGCUAUUGUUCUGUACACAAAUGUCUUUAAGGUAUGAACUGGGUUUUUAUGUUUGGGUUUUUUUAACCAAAGCCUAUUGAUGAAAAGGAAAGAGCUGACUUUGUUAUACUGUAGCUGAUAUCAGUGAAUGUGCAAUUCAUGAGUUCUAGUUUCACCACAAAAUGGUUUACAUGUGCUGUACACCCAGAUGUCUUAAUGUUUUCCAAAUCCUAAUAUUUUUCAAGUGUUUUAAGUGGAUAUUUUCCUGUGUUUCCUAUUUCUUACAUGUCUAUGUAGAUAUAUAUUUGUCUGUACAGAGUCAUUGGUACAAUAUGCAAAUUGAUCUUUAUUUAAAUGAGUUCUUUGAAUAAGCUUUUUUGAACAUUAUAUAUGAUCCAUGUAGUCUUAGGAAUAAACAAAGGAAAUGCAGACUAAAACAGGUACCAAGCUACAUUUUCAUUACGUAACUUUAAAAUAUAUCUAGCAUCUCUAGGUAUGUGAAAGAUGAGAGCUGAGAUUGACAUGCAAGGAUCACUUGCUCAUACACAUUAAAAUUUAUGGAUUAAGACAAUAAAAGAAUCACUAUGUUUGUA